AUGGACCCGAAUAUGUCACCCAAUGCCCUAUUCCUCCAGGACACUCUUUUGUAUACGACUUUUGUUGUGCAGCAGACAGGGACAUACUGGUAUCAUUCGCACCUGGGCUCUCAAUAUAGCGAUGGGCUUCGAGGCAUAUUCAUCAUCGAGGAAAAGAAGAAGGAUGAUUAUCCUUUUGACUUUGACGUUGAUUUGCCGUUGAGUGUGACGGACUACUACCACGAGGAGAGCAAGAACAUCAUCAAGAAAAUGCUAUCCCGCUACAAUCCGACAGGCGCCGAGCCGAUCCCACAAAAUGCUCUCUUCAAUGAAACUCGCAAUGUGACAUGGGAGAUCGAGCCCGAUACCACAUAUUACUUGCGUGUGGUGAAUAUGGGAAUGUUUGUGAACCAAUACUUGUACAUUGAAGACCACACAUUCACCAUUGUGGAAAUCGACGGAGUAUAUGUUGAACCAAGAGAGGUGGACUCUUUGCAUAUUUCUGUUGCGCAAAGAUACGGUGUUUUGUUGAAGACUAAAAAGAACCCAGAGCAAAAAUACUUCAGGUUUGUGAGCAUAUUGGACGAGACAAUGCUAGAUUUUUUGCCCCAGGAACUCCAGGUGAUUUCAACAAACUAUUUACAGUACCCAGGUUCAGGGAAAGAGCCCAGGCCUGACACAUUAAAGAGCGGCCCGCGAGAAUUUGAAAAGCUUGUGAAUUCAUUGCAUCCCAUUGAUGAUUUCGACUUGCGUCCUUUGGAUAAGCAGGUAUUGUUGGAUGACCCUGAUUACCAGAUUGUUCUCAACUUUACAAUGGACAACUUGGCAGACGGAGUCAAUUAUGCAUUUUUCAACGGCAUCACUUAUACUCCUCCUAAAGUUCCUGCUCUAUAUACGGUAUUGUCGAGCGGAGACCUUGCUUCAAACCCGACAAUUUACGGAUCAAACACCAACACGUUUGUUUUGCAGUACGGCGAAGUUAUUGAAAUUGUGAUCAAUAAUAUGGACCCUGGUGAGCAUCCUUUUCAUCUACAUGGGCAUGUCUUCCAAGUGAUUCUGCGUUCCAAGGGAUCAGACGACGAAGACGAUCCAGAGAUGUUUGACCCGGAAAACCCCGAGCACACAAAGUAUCCGUCUCAUCCAAUGGUGAGAGAUACGGUCAGCGUGAAUCCGAAUGGUUUCCUUGUCAUUCGUUUCAAGGCAGAGAACCCCGGCGUGUGGUUUUUCCAUUGCCAUGUGGACUGGCAUCUAGAACAAGGCUUGGCUAUCACUUUGGUUGAAGCGCCGCAUGAAAUCCAAAAGAAGCAGAACAGUACCGAUGUGUCUCAUCUCGAAGCGUGUAACUACUUCCAGAUUCCCACCGAAGGCAAUGCUGCUGGUCACAGGGGUCCGUCUGAGGCUCAUUGGCUUGACCUCAGCGGCCAAAAUGUCCAGAAGAAGCCUUUGCCUGAAGGCUUUACCACAAAAGGCUAUAUUGCUUUUGUUGCAUGUGCCCUUGCAGCCAUUUUUGGCCUCUACUCCAUUUACGAAUACGGAGUGGAAGACAUAAACACCGAUAAUGCAGAGCAGGUGGCUGCCAAGCUCCAUAAGAUUCUACAAGAAUAUGACGGAGGAGAAUCUUCGGCCAGAUUGAUUCCAAAUAAUGGGGCGACUGAUGAGGAGCACCUAGCCUCUACUACUUAG
Molecule: messenger RNA, 1662 nt
Organism: Clavispora lusitaniae ATCC 42720
Lineage: Eukaryota; Fungi; Ascomycota; Pichiomycetes; Serinales; Metschnikowiaceae
Gene: FET33
Product: putative oxidoreductase
Biological process (GO): reductive iron assimilation; cellular response to iron ion starvation
Molecular function (GO): ferroxidase activity; copper ion binding
Source: RefSeq, a predicted model, not a curated record